AUGUUUCGACGAUUCAUUGAGCGCACCACAAAUAGACAGGCUUCUGAUGGAGACGGAGAAUCUCUCACUCAUCAAAAUAGUAGUCAAAACAAAAGCUUCCAAGCCAAAGAGUUGUCCAGCUUUGUGGCCGGCAUUGAAGCCUGUGACAAUCUAGCUUCCACUUCGACAUCAUCGGGAAGAGUAGAAGCCAAGACUGGUCUUUCAGAUUGCUCUGUGUUGGUGUCAGCCGAUGGAGACUUGUUGAUUAUUCCGAGAGAAUUGGCCAAGGACAAACCAAUGAAAAACGAACGCACCAAAUCGUUUUUGGAUCAAACCUCGUCCGAUUUUGGCGAAGAAUACCAGUCGGCAAUUUUCAUGGGAAACGAUUUGAAUGCAGAUGGUGACAAACAGCUCAAUGGAUUUACUUCCAAGGGAUGGUCCGUUCCAGCAACGACAUUGGCAGUCAAACAAUCGGCAGAUUCCAUGAACGACUUUUGUGAGUUUUCCCAGCAUUUGACCAAGGCCAAGAAAAUAUCGGCCGCACAAGAGGGUUUUCUAGCCAAGAGACUAAAAGCAUUGACGGAUAUCACUUCCGAAUCCAACAAAGCUCGUUCGGAAGAAUACAAAUCCAUGUUGGAUGAUGCCUUUCCAGAACAUACAGUACAACUCCUGCCCCAGCGAGUGGGGCCACUGGCCUUUCAAGAAGGAAGUGUUCACACGACACUGAAUUCCUUGGCGAACUAUUACUCGCACGUGGCCCAAUCGGAAACAAAUCGAUGGAAAGCCGCAGCUGAGGCCACGGGUGCGCUGGGCAUGUUUGCGAAGGCCAAGGAACAAACGGUGCAACGAGAAUUGAACCGCCGGAUAGCCUUGAAACAAAUGAUUCAGAAAAAGAAGUCGCUGGAAGAACACUUGGCUGCCUGCAAGGAGGAUUCUAUUAAACGAUGGAAUGAGGUUCACGAUGCCGAAGAAAAGGUCACCCAUUUGCUGGAAGAAAAGAUUAUGGAACGGAAUCGACAAAAGGAACAAAAACGAAUGGAACGCCUCAAGGAAGAUGAAAAGAAACGAAGGCAAGAUGCGGCAGUCAAUGGAAGCAUGGGAACCACUCAAUCGGAAAUUUGGGACAUUGUCUCGGCGGUCACUGCCAAUAUGGAAGAAGGAAGCUUUGAACCCAUGGACUUUGCUCCAACGGACCAGUCGCAUGCCUCGGGCGAUGGGACCAUGUCGGAAAGUAUUGUGUCUGAAGAUGAUACGGUGGCGAGCAGUCUACCAAUAGUCGACCGACACGAUUUGGAACAAGAACAGGCACUUCCCGAGCUACGAGUAGCGGCUCUGACGGCGGAUGAAGCGGUGGAAGAUGCUGCUCAUGCCUUGUUGACCUUUUUAUCGGAAUGGGAUGUUACCGUUCGGUCGUCUAAAUUGGCGGCGGAAACCUGUCUAAUUGGAGCCUGCAAUGCCCAAGCCAAGUGUUUGCGGACCAUUAUUGACAUGGAACGCAAGGCGAUGGAGGAACGAAUGGAACAGUUGGAGCAUUUGGAGGCGGUAGCCUUUUACAUGGAUGUUCGGGCGGAUUUGGACAAUUAUAUCAAACUGGAUAAGACGGAAAGUGGUGGUUACAGUGUACUGGGAGAUGAGGAUGAUGGGGGUGUGGCAGCAGCUUUUACCGUCUUGGACGAUCAUGUGAAUGGAAACUUGGGAAUGGAUUUUGGGGCAGAUGCUUAUCAUGACAGUAUGACGGCGGAAGAUAUGGAGAAUAUGUUGAGUGCACCAGACAAUAUGGAAGAAAUGAUGGACAUCUUUUUCAAGAAUGAUUCGGGAAUGGGAUCUGAUCCGUCGGAAGAAAGCGAAGCAAUGGAUGAAUUUGAGAAAUCGGUUGCACUGCUAUGUAAACUGGGUCAAGACAAGACCUCUGCUGGUAGGGUGCACCGAUCAACAAUAUGCUAUGCUCUCAAUGCAAAACGAAACAACGAAGAUGAAGUUCCGACUAUGGUUCAAUUUGAAGGCUUGUGUCGAUUAUUCUCGGCCGUUCUGUCGGGGUGCAAUGCCAAAACUGCUUCCUCGGUCAAGAUUCUAAUGACUCUGUCACAAAUAUUCUUUAUCAAGGAUGCUGAUGGAAAGGAAGUACUGGUGAAGUCAAAACUAAUCAAUCAUCCUUUGUGGUCGGAUGAUGAACUGUGGGACAAUGUCUUGUAUCAAGACGUGACUGAAAAUUUGUCAAACAGUGGAUUGAUGGAAAACUUUGACCAUCACUCGGAGCGAACCAAAGUCAGGACAUACAAGAAGAAGGGCGAAUGGACUGAAAAUACUAAGCUGAAAUGGCACGAUUUGCGAGAUUCGGAUCGCUAUGAUGCGGCCUCGCAAGUACACGCAAUUGUCUUUGCCCAAUUAGGGACGCUGGCGCACACUAUGAUUGAAUUUGGAUGUGGCUUGCAUCGGUCAUGCGCCUUUGUAAGACGAAUGGCCGUCAGGAAUCAACUCCCCAUUUCGCAACGGACAAUGUUGUUGCAGCACCUGAUGGGGACGGAGAAAGAAGGAGCAGCAACGAAAUAA
This is a messenger RNA of Cylindrotheca closterium, 2529 nucleotides long. NCBI's taxonomy places the organism in Eukaryota, Bacillariophyta, Bacillariophyceae, Bacillariales, Bacillariaceae. The record is from the annotation of a GenBank genome assembly.